GGAGAGAAGUUUUCGCACGUGGCGUCGCCUGCAGUGAUUGGUCGAGAUAGUUAAAAGAGGGAGAUGUUUUCAUUGGUCAGAACGUCAGAAAACGGCAGGGAUUGGUCGCAGGUGUUUCGUUUAUUGACAAUGCUGUUGCCUGUGUCUCUCACUUUGGUCCUAGCCAGUGGCUGCAAAGGGUUAAGAGUGGCUGCCUGGUUAGACUGUCGGUUUUUAUUUCUAAUUUUUAGCACAUUCGCCUUUUAGAAUCAUUGGCUUUUAUUAACAGUAGCAGCCAGUGGUGCUGAGUCCAAGUAACCCCCUGUUUAAUUAUUGUAUUUGCAGCCCAAUUAAUUUACUAGGUCUUCAUUUAGUGUUAGGAAUCUUAAUUGCUGACAGUAUCUCCCUUUUUUGCGCGGGGGGGGGGUGGUUUAGUCAUAAUCUGCCACUAUUUCUUAGUUCUUACUGCUAUUUCUUAAAAUAAAAAUUCAAGCUUAUCUUAGCCAGACAAAACAAAGAAACCCAAGCUUUUCUUCCCGAUAUGUACGGUGGUUACUUAUAAAACUGCCCAAUUACUAUAAGUAUUAAUCACAUCUCAUUCUGUAAUUAGCCACUCAGAAAUAUUUUUUUGACUACCUUGUUUAUUAAAAGCACACAGGGUUGCUAAACCCUCUUUAAUUUCUGGGUUCUCUUUUAUCACCCUAGUUUUAACUGUUCUGAUUACCAUAAUUAGACAUGUUUAAUAGUGGUCAAUGAAUUGUUGCUUCAAUAUUUAAUGGUCUGGGAGGUGACCUUUGUUAUUUGCUUAUUAAUUUCUCUAGUUCUGGUUAAUAUUUAUCUGUGCUAGUAUUCCUAGCUAAUACUCUUUAUUUGCUUCCCAUUAAAAAUAUUCUCAACUGUGUGAUCAGUUGGGAAUUUAACUAUCCUUCCCCCACCCCCGCCCCAUACAUUUUAUACAUUUGGUAUGAACUUACUAAUCGAUUUCUAGAGAAUUUUGAGAUUACACCUCACAACUCACCAUUUGAACGAAUAUUGUCACUAAAUGGCACAUCCUCUAAUAGAUUAAAAUCCUUUUGUCUGCAUAUUCUCUUCAUCUGACAUCAAACUGUCUUUCAUUAAACUCAACAGCAAACACAGCUCUCAUUCCUGGCAGUUCGCUGCUUACCAUCUCAUCUCCCUUAAUUAAUCAGAUUUGGGAAUCCAACUGGCACGGCUGUUGGCUUUGUGAUAAAAUUGUCCCAAAUUAGUUUUAGGAAAGAACAGGCCCCAUCAUAAUCUUUUGCCUCCAGCGGUGAGUCACUGAAUUUGUGAGGUCUGAAGGAUCGACUGCAUUUCUCAACGUUUUGCCGCUCACUUGGGCCGUUAACAAAUUGGGAAAGGGGGUCCUUUUACUCUUGAGAUACAACCGGGCGAUAAUUUGCAGAGGAAAAGCUCCCAAGAGAUCAGGAGUAUCUAGAAGUCUCAGAACCUCAAUACUAGAAAAGUGGAAACUCUCUGAAAUGUUCUAUUACCCAAACGUGUUGCAACGUCAUACGGGAUGUUUUGCUACGAUCUGGUAAGGACUUUGCUCUGAGAGUGUGGAUGGGGGGCAGUGGAAGGUGCUGGCAGCUGCCUGCUUGCCCCCACCCCAACUGAUGGUUCCUCCAUCUCUUUCCCAGGUUGGCAGCAACUGGGGCAGCCAAACUCUUGAAGCGGGAGUACCUGAAAGUCAAUGUCCCGAGAACCUGGUGAGUAGAGGCACAAAUGAGGGAUGGAAGAAACAACAAAAAAACAACUUUUAUUUGUAUCCUGGCCCCCUGGCCAAGACUGGGCUCAGGGCGGCUAACAUCAAAUAUAUAACAUUGGUAUAAAAUCAAACAAUAUUUAAAUUACCUCCCAAAAACAAGUCAGGGUCAAAUUAAAAUCUAAUUAGAUGGCUUUCUGCAGGAUUAGGGUUUUGAACAGUGAAAAUGCGUAUCUAAAUUAGGACUGGUGAAAGGCUGGUGGGUUGGCAGCCGGGUGUCUGCUUCUGGACGAACGUAAAUGGAUUUGUUGUGUCUUUGCUAUGGCCAAAAGACUGGUGUUGAGGCACUGGGAAGAUAAACCUGUGGCCAACUUCUGCCAAUACAGUUUUUGAAACGGACUUUCAGAAUGGAUUAGGUUUGAGAACCAAGGUACCACUGUAGAUUGAAGAUACGGCAACACUCGCAUCUUAUGAACGGGAUGUUUACAGAUGUUGUACAAACAAUGAUAUCUGGAGCGUGUUUAUUAAAAAAUAUAUAGUCAGUUAUCAAUAGCCAUACAUGGAUUAGGGUGACAAUAACACUGAUAUACCUAUGCAUUAGACAAGCAUAUACGAAAUGGCACUUGCUCUGCUUAUACAGUGGUACCUCGGUUUACGAACUUAAUCCGUUCCAGAAGUCCGUUCUUAACCUGAAACUGUUCUUAACCCGAGGUACCACUUUAGCUAAUGGGGCCUCCCGCUGCCGCCGCGCGAUUUCUGUUCUCAUCCUGAAGCAAAGUUCUUAACCCAAGGUACUAUUUCUGGGUUAGCGGAGUCUGUGACCUGAAGCGUCUGGAACCCGAGGUACCACUGUAUUGUAGAUAAUAAAAAUUGAAAAUAAAUAAAUUUCUUACCUGCACUGAUGAUAGUCAUUGUUUGUAUGGGAGGCUUUUAUCCAUUUCUGCAGUCACACAAUCAAUCAAUCAAUCCGUAACUGAACUGGGUUCCACAUAGUCACAACAACAAAUAAACUGAAAAAGCCUCAAAAGCAGAAACACAAAAUAAACAACAUAAACAAAAGCACCUAACUUAAUCCGUUCCGGAAGUCCAUUUGACUUCUGAAAUGUCCAAAAACCAAGGCGCAGCUUAUGAUUGGUGCAGGCGCCCCGGAAACAAUAGCCAACAGCCGCAUUUGCCGUUCGGCUUCUGAAAAACGUUCGAAAACCGGAACACUUAUUUCCUGAGGUACCACUGUAGUUCGUUAAUAGGGCUGUUCUUAAACCGAGGUACCGCUGUAUAGCGAUAUACUGUGUGAGGCACCCGCCUGGCUGCAGGGAGGAAAGGGUGCUGGAGGAGGCGGGCCAUUGGCCUUAUCCUGCAGGCAUACAUUGCGUCCAGAGCUGAGUGCAGACCAGACGGGUGCUGUGCAGGUGACGCCUCUCAUUUCCCUCCUGUUUCAGCGAGGAGAUCAUGGCCUUCAUCCUCGUCCAAGUCCCGCCUCCCGUGCCUGGGGCUCCAAAACCUCGCUUCUCGCUCUACCUCUCUGCUCAGCUGCAGUUUGGGGUCGUCCGCGUCUACACCCGUCAGUGCCAGUACCUUGUGGGUAUGACCUUUUCCAAACCAACCCCCACCCCCUGUUUGUCCCUUUCUGCUGCUUCUUCCAGGCCUUUUCUUUUCCUCUCUUUUAUAUUUUCAAAUGCAUUCCGCAGAAUCACAGGAUUGUACAGUUGGAAGGGCGUCACCUGUUCCAACUCCCUGCAAUCGUAGCUAAACCUAUGACAUACAUGCAUAAUUCCCUCCAUAAAGGUAAAGGGACCCCUGACCAUUAGGUCCAGUCGUGGCCGACUCUGGGGUUGCGGUGCUCAUCUCGCUUUACUGGCCGAGGGAGCCGGCGUACAGCUUCUGGGUCAUGUGGCCAGCAGGACUAAGCCGCUUCUGGCGAACCAGAGCAGUGCAUGGAAACGCCGUUUACCUUCCCGCUGGAGCGGUACCUAUUUAUCGACUUGCACUUUGACGUGCUUUUGAACUGCUAGGUUGGCAGGAGCAGGGACUGAGCAAUGGGAGCUCACCCCGUUGCGGGGAUUUGAACCGCCAACCUUCUGAUCGGCAAGUCCUAGGCUCUGUGGUUUAACCCACAGCGCCACCUGCGUCUCUAAUUCCCUCCAUACGCAGUGCAUUUUCCUCCCAAGUCUACCGAAAGGUCAGGGGGACACACCCCAAACCCCUUAGCAACUGACAUUACAACAGGCUUUCGAUAUGAAAGAAAUGGCUGCUUGAGCGCGCUCGCUUUCCUCAUCCCUCACCCUCCUCCUUACCUUCCGUGCCAUCGCUUUUUUGGAUUUCGGUCCUGAGGGGCAGGGUCUGCCUGUGUGCUACGUAUAUUAUUGGCUUGUAAGUUGCUCUCCGAGCUUUCCUGGCUAAAAAGAAAGUAAGCCACAAAGGCUUUGAAUGAACGAAAUGAAUGGCUGGGGGGCGGAGAGGUGGUUCUCCCGAGUCUGGCUGACUCCCCUUCUGCCUCCCUACCCUGCCAUUUUCAGAGGAAAUCCAGCACAUCUUGGAGCACCUCAACCGGGCCCGGCAGCAGAUCCGCAUUGACCUGACAGACCUGGAGCAGUGAGUGAUUCGCAUUCGCCACCCGGGGCGAGUAGGGGGGCGGCUGCGGAGUUUGCAUAUCUGCUUGGCCUUGGGACUCCUGAGUGAUCCUUGGGCGAGCAGAUCUCCUUUUGGAUUGUUGCGGGGCGACUACCCAGAUACCGGUACCUGAGGCAUAUAGGGAAAAUAUCAGAGUAGGUUUGGGGGCAGGGGCAGAGAAGUCCCUUGCUUCUUUUUUCUUCUUCUUUUUUCUGAUAUAUAUAAAUUUUAUUAGUAUUUUCCACACAACAACAACAACAACAACACGAAAGAUAUCAAAAAAUAACAAUACACAACACACAACACACAAAAAUCAACAUUUGAAAACUAAAGAAAACAACAACAAAAAAAAACAAAUCCAUAUCUUACAAGUUAAUAUUAUAAACACUAAAACCACAAUAACAAGACACUGACUUCCACCAAUCCCACAGCACCUCCUUUAUCUCUCAUUGUGUCUUCCUGUUUUCUUUAUCAUCUCUAUCCUAACAUCUAGAUAUAAAUCCUUCUUUCAUAUCCUUUCACUUCACAAGGUUAUUCCAGGCUCAGCCAGAUUUCUGCCCUCGAACCUUGACUUUUGAGGUAUUCAUUUAGGCACUCCCAUUCUUUUUUUACUUCACUUUUUGGUUUUUGUCUUAUUGUGUCUGUCAAUUUGGCUAAUUCUAAGUAUUCUGAGAGCUUACAUAGCCACUCUCCCUUAGUGGGUAACUGAUUCCCUUUCCAGUCCCUUACCUCUUAAUAAGUCUAACCUUUUCUUUCUGCUUCUCCUAACCGCAGGCCAGGGUUGCUGCUCCCUAACCAGCUGGCCAUCAUGGAAAUCCUAGAGGAAGCUCCCGAUCCAUUUUUCGGGAUGAUGGAGCCGGGUCUCCCCAGCCCUAUGUCCAUUCCUUAUGUAAGACUGCCUCGCACCCUUUUUCCCAAUCUCCCUGCUCUUGUCCUGCGGUGGGGAGGCUGCUGGUAGGGCGUAAGGCAGGGAGCCAGACAGUAGGUGGCGCCAGAGUCCUGGUUCUCUCUCCAGCCUCCUCUUCCCCGCUGAGGUCUGUGUCUCUCAGCUGUAGCUGGUGGCUCCCUGGCAAUUAUGGACCAGAGGGAAGUGGGUCAGAUUCCGCCUUUCCCCCCUCCGUCUUUCCCAGGUCCGAUCCAUUCUGGAAACAGCCACCCCUGAAAGAAGCCCCCCGCAGCACCUUCCUCCAUCUCCCUGGGACCAGAGGCCAGGUGGGUCAGAAACUGGGAGCCCGGGAACCGCUGAUAAAUUUCAUGCUUUCAGAACCCCGUCUUUCCAGGCGGAGAGUAUGGCUUCUCUGUGGGGCAAAACCAGUGUUGGUGAUUUGUUAAGAAAAUACCGUAUUUUUUGCUCUAUAAGACUCACUUUUUCCCUCCUAAAAAGUAAGGGGAAAUGUGUGUGCGUCUUAUGGAGCAGAUGCAGGCUGCGCAGCUAUCCCAGAAGCCAGAACAGCAAGAGGGAUCGCUGCUUUCGCUGCGCAGCGAUCCCUCUUGCUGUUCUGGCUUCUGAGAUUCAGAAUAUUUUUUUUCUUGUUUCCUCCUCCAAGUCUAUAAGUCUGGUGCGUCUUAUAGAGCGAAAAAUACGGUAGUUGCUGCCCUGGUUACCCCACCUUGUACCUUUGAGAUGGGUUGUUUGCUCCCUUCCUCAAAAUGGCGUCUCUAAAUUAGCCACCAUUCCCACAUUUCAGGGGGUUGAGCUACAUGACCUCUGGGUUGCUUCCAGUUCUCCAAUUCUUUGCAAUCCCCAUUUUCUCCGUGGCCUCCGAUUUCUCCUCUUCAGCCUCGUUCCCCAACCCUAAGCCAAGGUGCUAAGUACAUGUAGCAGCAGAUUAUUUUAUUUAUUGCUUAUUAAUGUGUUUUUUAAAAGAAAAAUCUUUUUAAAGUGGUGCAUUAAAAAGUAAAACUGCAAGUAGCACAUCAUUUGCUCACAUUCGCCCUCUUUCUUGGCAAACCACAAUAAGGAAGCAAGCAAACGUAGAUGUGUACUAGCAUUAGGUAUAAAACGAACCCUGAAAGUUAUUUGGACCUCAAAGCAAUGAGAGAAAAAGAUGUUUCAUGCUCUGCUUUACUUUUUUUUUUAAAAAAAAUACAUUGGAACAGAACUCAGGCAUUGUGAUAGUUUUUUUGUAUUUUUAAGAUGUAUUUUGUGCUCUGGUUUUCCUUUUUUUGUUGGGAACCGCUCUGUGAUCUUUGGAUGAAGGGCAGUGAAAUAUACUCAGAGUCGGGAGUGGAUUUCAUGCUCUUUAUUCAGCUCAUAGUGGUAAGGAGGAAUCGGAGUUUCCCCAAAGUAUCUGCUUUAUAUACAUUAUUUACACAAUGGGCUGCAUGUGAUUGGCUAAUUCUGGAAUUCUCCUGUAGGCCAAUCAGGUUGUGGAUUCACUUCCAUCUGGAGCUGGAUUGGGUGGCUCCUGCAGACCAAUCAUACUGCUGCAUUGUUCUAGGGCCAAUCAGACUGCUGCAUUUUGGAUCCCAUUGUUCUAGGACCAAUCAGACUGCUGCAUUCUGAAUCCUAUUGUUCUAGGACCAAUCAUACUGCUGCAUUUUGGAUCCUAUUGUUCUAGGACCAGACUGCUGCAUUCUGGAUCCUAUUAUUCUAGAACCAAUCAGACUGCUGCAUUUUGGAUCCUAUUGUUCUAGGACCAAUCAGACCGGUGCAUUUUGGAUCCUAUUCAACUUAGUACACAACAGGCAGCGUACAGUUUUAAUAAAUAAGAAGAGUGUUGUGUCCUCGCUACCUCUUUUCGAUUGUAAGCUCCUUGAGGUCAGAGAACCGUCUCGGUUGCCUGUGCAGCUGUGUCAAGGGCAGCGGACACAAAACGGUGCCGUGACAGCUCAGAAGAACCGCUUCUGCGUUUUUAUUGCUUGACAUUUUUAAAAGGCGGUUUUCUACCAUUGUCUCGUUCCUUCAUUGCACUGCUUUGGCACCUUGCUUUUGGCCGAGAGGCAGGGCGCGAAUUAAUUAAGGUACUAAUCGUCUCCCGAUUCUUUUUGCUCCGAAGGAGAGCGGCCCAUCACCGUCUCGCCGGACACCAUCACUCUCAAAGAGGCAGAACCCAUCACCUUGUUGCAGAUUGAAGUAGGUUUUUGGCUUUUGGGAGGUCAGGGGUGUUGGGCAGGAAGGUGGGAGUGGAUUUUUAAGGGUAGCGUUUUUGGUUCUGUAGAAACUCAUCACCACCAGGCCCGGAUCCGGAUAUUAUGGCCUGCUUAGCAAUAAUCUCAAGAUGACCUGCCACAAAGUUCCCAUUUGCGCCUUCCUUUAUUUUUGUUAUUUCUGUCCGUGUUCUUGAAUUCCAACCUGAACCCCCAUUGUUCACCAUUGGACAAAUCUGUCCCAGGGAUCUUUCCCAGAGGGGUUCAAAUUUCUCUUUGAAAGAAGGAGUCUACACCACGAUCAAGCAUAAGCAGAUUUAUUGUUGGUCGACACAGUGCUUUGGGCAAUGAACCCACCCCAGCUCCUGCUGGAAAGAGGGGGUUGCACAUUCCAGUUCACAUCACAGAUCAUUUCUACCCUAAGACCGUUCGAAUAUCCCUCCUACAAUUCCUAUUGGUUAAGAAAUUGCGGUUAAGAAAUUGGUUAAGAAAUUGCGGUUUACAGGCUUCCCGAUCCGCCCACGUGUACCCCCACCAAUAACACAAAUCCCAUGUCCAUUCAGAUUAGCAGUUUUUACAAUAGGGAUGUGUUUUAUAAUAUUCAUGAAGCAUUUGCAAGAGUACUAGUUCUUAAAGGGACGCGGGUGGCGCAGUGGGUUAAACCACAGAGCCUAGGACUUGCCGAUCAGAAGGUCUGCGGUUCGAAUCCCCGCGACGGGGUGAGCUCCCGUUGCUCGGUCCCUGCUCCUGCCAACCUAGCAGUUCGAAAGCAUGUCAAAGUGCAAGUAGAUAAAUAGGUACCGCUCCAGCGGGAAGGUAAACGGCGUUUCCGUGCGCUGCUCUGGUUCGCCAGAAGCGGCUUAGUCCUGCUGGCCACAUGACCCGGAGGCUGUACACCGGCUCCCUUGGCCAAUAAAGCGAGAUGAGCGCCACAACCCCAGAGUCGUCCGCGACUGGACUUAACGGUCAGGGGUCUCUGUACCUUUACCUUUACUAGUUCUUAAACUAUCACCUGCUAUUUCUCCUUGUUAUCCCGGGUCGCCUCUAAACUAUAAAUCUAUCCCUCUUUCAAGGCUAACAGUCUACUUCUAACACAUUCUUAACUUAAUUGUAAUAUUAGCCAGGAAAAGAGCCUCUUAGGGAGUCAAGAUUGUGAGUCCCAACAUUUGCUUUGUCUUGGCAACUCAGGUUGUAAGACAUGCAGAUAAACAGUUCUGCUAAGCGGCCCUCCUUGGGGCUCCUUUGAACCUCUUUCUUCACAGAAUCAGUCUUAAGGCAGGCAUGGUCAUCCUCACCACGCCUUCCCUAAGAAUAAAACUCAUUUUCAUUCAUUUAUUCCACAUUCACCAUUGAAUUCAGUACUGAGCUGAGAGGGCCAAGUUUGUGGGUUUGAUUCCUGUGCAGGACAGCUGCGUUGCAAGGGGUUGGACCAAAUGAAACCUCCGUGCCCCUUCCAACUCUACGAUUCAGUGGUUCCAAAUACGUAAAAACCCAUCCUUCAAAACUUAUUUCCUGAGCACAAGAAUACUCUACCUGCCAUUAACAAUGGCUAUCUCAUCAGGUGCUGAGGUGCCCUUUUAAAACUUGUUUUUUGCCUGGCCGGAAUGUGUAACUCUGAUGAGGCCUCUCGCUUGUCCGGAUGAAGGGUAGCAGCCCAAAGGGUAUGUCUCUAGAAACUAGCCGAAAUUAUAUUCGCCGCUCCACCCACUUUCUCCCCAGGCCCUGCCCACCGCCACCAUGUGGCCCCCAAAAGGUUGUCCGGCCCUCGAUCAGAGCAGUGUUCCCACACGCCUGAGUUAGAGGGCGGCAGAUACAUAGCAGAGGCCGUGAGUCUGUUUCCACGAGACCUGUGUCGCCACCUUCCUUUUCCCACUGCCCGCAGGGCGAGCGAGAUCUGCCUGAAAUCACAGUCCAAGAAAUCGACAUGCUGAUGGAUCAAGGGGAGUUUCUGGUGUCCGGGGACGAGAAGCCUCGCCGGGUUUCCUCCAGAAAAAGACGAGCAGAAGAAGGUGAGCAGGCGAGGGAGAGGCCAGACUGAUCUGAUCUCUGUGUCUGUCCUCUUCCAAGGACACAAUGCAUUAUAAUCCGCAAACUGGGAAGGCCAGAGACCUGUCCGUCCUUAGGGAUCGCCUCCUCCUCCUCUUCUAGUUGCCCCUUUCGCUCCCUGGGAUCCACUGAGCUUGUGGCUCAGUGGCACAGCCCACAAUUUGCAGGCAGGAGGGUUCGGUCCCUGAGUUUUAUUGUGGCUGGUGCCCAUUGGGUGGCAUGCAGGGAGGCCAACAGUAGGGGGAGCCAGAGAGCCAACUGGUUCUUGGUUUUUGUCCCCAUCGUCCUCCCUGCAGAGUUCUGCAAGGGGCGACUAAGUGACAUGGACUGGUUGAACGAGGAGAAAUGGUAGGGGGUCGGGGAGGGAAGAAGGCUCAGAGCCCGGGGAAUGGUGGUGGGACGACGAUGAGUGGUCAGAGGGAGCAGGAAGUGAAGAGGCAACAGGACUUUGUGAGUCUGUGAUAGAGAGAAGUCCGGAAUCAGAGGCAGAAGCUGAAGAAGGAGAAUGAGAUGAGGGAGGCCAAGAGACAGAGUCAGGCUGCUGAAGAAACAAGGGUGUCUCCUCUUCCUGCUCCCCUCCCCACUGGUCUCCCUCUCUCCCCCUGCCCCCAACUCCACCCCACCAGUUAUGGAACAUUUUCCUCCUGCUCCAGCAGACUCGCAGACACCCCAAGCGUUUCCCGGAAGCCUCUGUUAUAAGAAAAAAAUGCUCCUAUAUCCCUUACGGGGUAUCCAAGAGAGUCCUUUGUAGGUUCUCUAUCGGUAGGAGAAAAUAACAGAGGCCAACCAGAGAACAUUGAGAAGCAAAGCAGCUAGUAAGCCUGAUCUUUCUUAAACUGUUGCAACAGGGUCCCCACUCACCACAUGCAGGCAGGAAGGAGAGAACCCAGAACAAUGGUGCGCAAGGCCUUAUAUAGACUUUUGAAAUUGCCCACCCUGUAGCUCAAGACCACCACCCUAAAACAUCAUACGUACAUCACAGGAGACGGGCUACAGCAGAAAUCCUUUCUGGCAGGAUACUGAUAAUGGUCACUUGAUUGCUUUACCUGGGCAGCCUGGCCAUUGCUUUUGAGAUGCUAAAUAUUUUGUUCCUGAAUCCAGGUCACAGGCUCACCCUUGUUGUUGUUUAGUCGUUUAGUCGUGUCUGACUCUUCGUGACCCCCUGGACCAGAGCACGCCAGGCCCUCCUGUCUUCCACUGCCUCCCGCAGUUUGGUCAAACUCAUGCUGGUAGCUUCGAGAACACUGUCCCACCAUCUCGUCCUCCGUCGUCCCCUUCUCCUUGUGCCCUCCAUCUUUCCCAACAUCAGGAUCUUUUCCAGGGAGUCUUCUCUUCUCAUGAGGUGGCCAAAGUCUUGGAGCCUCAGCUUCAGGAUCUGUCCUUCCAGUGAGCACUCAGGGCUGAUUUCCUUCAGAAUGGAGAGGUUUGAUCUUCUUGCAGUCCAUGGGACUCUCCAGAGUCUCCCCCAACACCAUUAUUCAAAAGCAUCAAUUCUUCGGCGAUCAGCCUUCUCACCCUAUUCAUGCACAAAUACACCCUUAAGACAGGAUUUGUGAGCAAAGAGACAACAGGGAGAAUAUUUGAGGUUACUGGAAGAGUCAAAAUGGCUUCAGGAUUGUUCUCAUGUACUAUUUCAGACACGUGGUUUAUAUACUUAUGUAUGUGCUUGCCUUGUACAUUUAUGAACGUCUAUUAUAUAUAUCUAUAUAUCUAUAUCUAUAUCUAUAUCUAUAUAUAUAUGAUCUUAGAAUUCCUAUAAUACUCCAUAGCCAAAGUUAUGGGAAAUAAAUAGAAGGUGGCACUCACUGAUUUUCCACCUCUGUGUUUGGCACUGCCAGAUCCCAGAGGACGCCCCCCGCUGUUACAGCCUGCCGAUUUCCCCCUUUGCUUCCCCUCUCCCUCUUUGGACCCAACAGGCCUCUCAUCUCCACUUUUGCUUCUCUCCCCUUUCCCAGAGUCUGCUGAGGGAGUCAGAGAACAAGAGCUGUUGGUCUCCGUGGGGCUGUCGCCUCCCACAAGGUAAAGAGAGGGGUUUUGGGCUUCUGGAUCUCAGAUUCUGAGCUUCAUGUUUGUGUCGGUGUGAAGAAGAUGGACUGGGGCAGGCAGGUGGGGCACAGAGGUUUGUUGGAGGCAGAGGUACACGACCCUUAUUUUUUGGCUAGAGCAUCAAACUCUAGAGCAUCAUAAGACGGGGUGGAACAACUCCCAUAGUGGGAGAAGAUGCAACAUUGUGGGGCUUUGGGUUUAGGAAAAAAGGGGCAGGGGAAUUAUAAUUGUGCUCAUUUGGUUAUACAAACUUUACUAUAAUUAUUUAGAUCUGAACUCUGCCUUCAAGUUGGGCAAAAUGGCAGAGUUGGAGAAGGGUGUUUAGCUUCUUACUUUUCUCUUUUCAAUAGGUAACUCAAAGCAAAUAAAUAAAGAAAUUGCAAGUGUGAAACUCCACAAAAGUAAACACUGAAUAAAAUUGGUUUGGAAGAAGGAUCGCUGUAUCCUGUUAAGGUCAAACAGGUUUGGCAGGCACAUAGUCUUUUAAAAAAAACCUGCUGGAGCUGUUUGAGCAGAGGCAAAAUUUGGAACGCAAGAAGGGUGUUUGCGUAUGACAGGGAUGGGUUCCAAACUCCCAGCAUCCCUGAUCAUUGGCCAUGUCAUCUGUGGAUAACAGGAAUUAGUAUUCCACCAUAUUAGCAAUAUCCCCAGACUAGGAGAAGUUUUUGUCUGCCUUCCUUAGCUCCAUGCCCUGUAUCUCAUUGAAAUCUAGUUUGCAGUCUCCUUGGGGCAAUGACCUCCCCCCCCCUCAAACACUUCUCCCUCUGUAAUGUAUCAUAGACAUCACACAUGACUACAGGCAACAAUAAACACAUCGGGGUCCUUCCUGUGGUGGCCCCUUGGAUUCUAACAAAGGCCAUUUCCCACAAGUCUUUGCAGUUUCCGCCACCAUCAACCAAAAGGAAACUGGCCAUAUUUCUUGUUUCACAGAGUCGGGGAGGAGCCGCCUGCUGUGAGGGAAGCAGGAGAAUCUCUGUUGACGGACAAGAUCCAGCUCCCAGGAGAACCCCCUCUGCUGCCUUCGGGUUAGUGGGGCGCUGGGCACGGGAGGGAGCAGCGGGUGAAAGCUGGCCAAGAGCACAAGGACCCUGCCGGGCUAGACACAAAGGGGCGCUUACACGACACACAAGGCAAAAGGAUCAGGGAGGGAAGAGGAAGAAGUCAAACUCAGGGACCAGUUCUUAGACCUUUGUUCUUAAUCAUGACCAGCUGGGGGCCAGAGGGGCCUGGUGUCUCAGCAAAGGGGAUGCCUCCCCUAUCUCUCCCGCCAAAGCCACUUGAGGGAAUGGGGGGUGGGUCAAUAGAGGGAGACGAGGCCAGAGAAAUCUGAUGGUUAUCUGGCACCCUCUUCCCUCCUCUCCCUGCCCUUUUCUCUAACCGCCAACCCUUGCUGGUUCUGCUGCAGAGGCAACCCCCGUCCAAGAGGGAGCCAGGCUGCUGCCUUCUCCCCAACUGACCCCUCUCCGCCCCCAGCUGAAGCAACGCUCCCCUCCGAGCCCCAAGGUAAGAGGAAGGGAGGCAGGGAAAGAGGGCCAGCCUUUCAAUUGAGAGCCGGGAGGGGGCCGGUACCCUGUUUCUCAGUGCAGAAUGCCUCGGGUUCAAGCCCAGCAUCUGAAACCCUGUCAUCAUCAUCAUCAUCAUCAUCAUUUAUUUAUACCCCGCCCAUCUGGCUGAGUUUCCCCAGCCACUCUGGGCAGCUCCAAAUCAAGUGUUCAAAACAAGAUUUAAAUAUUAAAAACUUCCCUAAACAAGGCUGCCUUCAGAUGUCUUUUAAAGAGAAGAUAGCUGCUUAUUUCCUUCACAUCUGAAGGGAGGGCGCUCCACAGGGCGGGCGCCACCACCGAGAAGGCCCUCUGUCUGGUUCCCCGUAACCUCACUUCUCGCAAUGAGGAAACCGCCAGAAGGCCCUCGGCGCUGGAUCUCAGUGUCUGGGCUGGAUGAUGGAGGUGGAGACGCUCCUUCAGGUCUACUGGGCCUUUGAGGCCGUUUAGGGCUUUCAAGGUCAGCACCAACACCUUGAAUUGUGCUCGGAAAUGUACUGGGAGCCAGUGCAGAUCUCUCAGGACCGGUGUUAUGUGGUCCCGACGGCCGCUCCCAGUCACCAGUCUAGCUGCCGCAUUCUGGAUUAAUUGUCAGUACGGACUGUACUGAUCUGGGUGGACCAAGAAAUAUGACUUCACUAUAAGCCAGCUUCCCCUACCUUCCCAACAGGUUUGUAAUUUAGAAAAAGACUGCGGCUCAGCAGCAGAGCAUCUCCCUCACGUGCAGAGGGGUUCUGGGUUCAAAUCUCAGCCUCUCCAAGUUGGGCCGGGGAAAGGCUUCCUGCGCAGAGCCCCGGAGAGAUGCUGCCAGCCAGUGUCUGCAAUGCUGAGCCAAGUGGUCUGAGUCGGUCCAACUGGCAGCCGUUUGAGAGCCUGGGGAGUUUAGGAAUGAGCCGCGGCAGAACAUCCGGAAAUUUCUCUUGUGCUUCCCCAGCUCCAGCUGGCCGCGUACGAGCCGUCCUUCCUGCAGCCCGGCAGGCGGCGGAGGCAGCUGCGCUUCCUGGAUCCGGUGACCCAGAUUUCCCGGGAAGAUUUCCAGAAGCAGAUCUUGGAUCCGCAGGGACAGUGCCAGCCCCUGGUAGGUGUUGGAACUGGUGAGCGUUGGGGUGCCCACCAAGCUCCGGUUUUUUACAUUUUUAUUAAUUUUUUAACAUAUUAAUUCUAACAUUCAUACAACAUAACUUCUCUUUUUUAUAUAAAAGGUCCCUUCCAGCUCUAUAGCUCUGUGAUUCUAGGCUACCUUUUUUAAAAAAUCAGGUUUCUAGCCCUCAAGACUACAAAGACAGGCUUGCGAGUGUUAAGUCCCCGGGAAAAGUGUGGGGCUGAGAGGAGGAGGCUUGCAGUGGGCAGGAGGCCAGGUUACAUGCCCCACAGAGCCCUUUGCCCCUCCCCACAAUAAGCAGGGGGAAAGCAAGUUAUGCAAAGCGAGGCUAUGUAUGCAAACUGGAGGCUUGGUGCAAUAAUAAUAAUAAUAAUAAUAAUAAUAAUUCAAUAAUUUCAAUUUUUUAUUAGUUUUUAUUAGUUUUAACAUAACCAUUUCAAACAUUAAAAUACAAGCUUCUUUUGAACCUUCGGACCUCCUUCCCUCCCUCCAUGGGUUUAAGAUCAAAUUUGCUGCACCUUUUACCAUUAUCCAUCUGUUAUAUAACCGUAACGAUGAUCAAUAAUUCCGCAUCACAGCAGUCGUGGCCAAUCAGUGCUGGGCAGGGGCGGGGCUUCGCUGCUGCCAGGAUGCAAAGCAGCAUCUUGGCUUUGGCAGGCCACUCCUAAUUGACUCCUGCCAUGCCAUUUCCUGCUUUCCUCUUCUCAGGAGACUCUGCUGCUCCCUCCAAAGAGGUUGAAGACUGCGGAGGAGCUCUUGGGAGCCCCAACUUACGGUGAGGACCCCUCCCUGCCCCAUAGCUGUCAACUGUCCCUUAUUUGGCGGGAAACUCCCUUAUCCCAGCGCCGUGUCCCGCUGCUGUCCCUUAUUGAUGAUGUCCCUUAGAUUUCCCGGGUUUCAAAGGAAGCAGCUCCUCUCCCUCCCUCCGUGCUGGCCAGGGAGGAGGGAGGCUCCAACUGUGCUGCCUGGCUGCGUUGCUCACCCAAUAAGAAUGACUGGGGGGUGGAGCUUGCAUGCCUUGUGCUGAUCAAAUCGGCCACGUUGCCUGGGGACUCGCCUUUGCUCAGCGCUUCCCAGCGGAGAGGUGACGGUGGUUUUCCUUGCUGCAUCUCCUUUGCCGGGUUGCUGCGCUGUGGGAACCACCGCUUGAGGGUUCGUUUGGCUGCUGGUUGACUAAAAUCCCUUAUUUUGGCUGCUGUUCCCUUAUUUUCGAGGCUGCUGGUCCCUUAUUUUCAAAUUUGUAAGUUGACAGCUAUGCUCUGCCCCCAUGAUCCCCCUCCCCAGAGGGUCAGACCCAGGUGUGUUGCUGCUUCCUCGCCCGCUGGCUCAAAGGACAAAGCAGAUUUUAACCCCGAAAGGUGAAAAACAGCGCAAAGAGGCUGGAGAAAUUUUUUAUCACUUGCCCUUUUUAGUAACAAAUACCAGGACAGGCCCCCUAUACAGUGGUACCUUGGUUCUCAAACUUAAUCCGUUCCGGAAGUCCGUUCCAAAACCAAAGCGUUCCAAAACCAAGGCUCGCCUUCCCAUAGAAAGUACAGUGGUACCUCGCGUUACAUACGCUUCAGGUUACAGAUUCCACUAACCCAGAAAUAUUACCUUGGGUUAAGAACUUUGCUUCAGGAUGAGAACAGAAAUCGUGUGGCGGCGGCAGCAGCAGCAGCAGGAGGCCCCAUUAGCUAAAGUGGUGCUUCAGGUUAAGAACAGUUUCAGGUUAAGAACGGACCUCCGGAACGAAUUAAGUACUUAACCCGAGGUACCACUGUAAUGCAAACCGGAUCGAUCCGUUCCAGACUUUUAAAAACAACCCCUCAAACAGCGAUUUAAACAUGAAUUUUACUAUCUAACGAGACCAUUGGUCCAUAAAGUGAACACAAUAAACAAUGUACUGCAGUCACACAAUCAAUCAAUCAAUCAAUCAGUAGCUGAACUGGGUUCCACAUAGUAACGAAAACGAAAAGAGCCGCAAAAACAAAAAUGCAAAAUAAAUAGCAAAACAGACAGACUUCAAUGUAACACUCAAAACGGAGCACGUUCAGCUUCCGAGAAAAGUUUGCAAACCGGAACACUUACUUCCGGGUUUGCAGUGUUAGGGUUCCAGGUUGUUUGAGUUUUUGAGAACCAAGGUACCACUGUAGUUCUUGUCAUCCCUGACCCAUUAGCCAGGCUGGAUGGGGCUGAUGUGCAUGGCUGCUGGGAUGCCGCGCCCCCCCCCCCCCCGGCCCAGGCAGGAGGUGCGAGGUUUCGCCUGCUGUUUGCAGAAACUGGGAAAGGCUUUUCCACUGCCACCGACCCAUUUAUCUCUGCAUAAUAACAUGAGACAGGCCCCUGCUUUCAGGCAGGAUAGAGCCCCCUGCUGCACACCUCCCUUUCCACACAAUCCCCCCCCCCCGAAUUUUAACUGUUCCCUUCGCCCCCUCGUUUCCUGGUCCUAGGAUGGAUGCACCCCACCCUUCAGGGCCUCUGGGCCCGCUGCGCCAACCGCCAGCGCGUGGACUACGCCAGGAAGCAAGCAGCAGAGGAAACGCGGAGGAGGAGGGAGGAGGAGGAAGAAGUACAGAAGGCUGAGGUUCCCAGUGAGCUGGAGGUAAGGGGCUUGGGCUGCUGGAAACCCACAGGGCGUUUGAUGGCAGUUGCAAAGCAUUAAGACUCCCGACCAGAGAUGAAUGGCAGAUCAAGUUGAUGGAUCAUGGCAAAAAUGGCCAGAAGAAUCCGGAAUCCGGAAGACCAACGUUUUAAUACGGAAUGGGGACAAUUUAUAAUUUAUCUUAGAAACCGUUGUAGACAGUUAAAAUCAGGAGUCAGCAACCUUUUUCAGCAGGGGGCCAGUCCCCUGUUUCUCAGACCUUGUGGGGGGCCAGAUUAUAUUGGGGGGGGGGAAUGAACGAAUUCCUAUGCCCCACAAAUAACCCAGAGAUGCAUUUUAAAUAAAAGCACACAUUCUACUUAUGUAAAAACACGCUGAUUCCCAGACCAUCCGCAGGCCGGAUUUAGAAGGCAAUUGGGCCGGAUCUGGCCCCCGGGCCUUAGUUUGCCUACCCAUGGUUAAAAUCGUUAGUAGGAUUGGAGUAACUCUUGUCGUUUAAUGGUGAAUUUUGGAUAUAACGGAGAUGUAAAAGAUUUGGAUUAUUAGAAAAAGACGCAGGAGGAAAUGACUCACAAUAGGACCCACAAAGGGGAGGAGAGAAGUCCAGGAGAUUCUUUGGAAUCUUGUUUUUACGAUGUAUGCUGCUUAUGAGGUUGUAAAAUUUAAAUUUGAAAAAGCGAAUAAAUAAAUAAAAAUUUAAAAAAGACUCAGCGGUUCCCAAAUUUCUGUGGUCUGCCGCCCCCAUUUUUCCAUAAGCUCAUCCCCAGUUGUGCCCUAUAAAAAGCUUUAUUCAGAAUAGCAUUAAUAAGAAUUCUAAGGUGUCGUAAAUAAAAGGACUGUUCCUAAGUAUACGAGAUAGACACGCAUGCAUAAUAAGAACAUGGACCACAUGUUUUAAAUAGUAAAGGUAAAGGGACCCCUGACCAUUAGAUCCAGUCGUGGCAGACUCUGGGGUUGCUCAUCUCACUUUAUUGGCCGAGGGAGCCGGCAUACAGCUUCCAGGUCAUGUGGCCAGCAGGACUAAGGCGAACCAGAGCAGCGCAUGGAAACACUGUUUACCUUCCCGCCGGAGCGGUACCUAUUUAUCUACUUGCACUUUGACGUGCGUUCGAACUGCUAGGUGGGCAGGAGCAGGGACCGAGCAACAGGAGCUCACCCCCUCGCGGGGAUUCGAACCGCCGACCUUCUGAUUGGCAAGUCCUAGGCUCUGUGGUUUAACCCACAGCGCCACCCGCGUCCCUGUUUUAAAUAGUGCAGGAGACCAAACCUUGACUCUUAAUGACUCCAAAUAUUUGUCUGCAGAAGGAAAUAUAUUGGGGAAACCUCUGUCUCCCAGGAGCUCAGCCCCAAUUUCCCCUCUUUUGCAGGAGCUUCGAGCAGCCGAAGAGCCAACCAUCCCUCCUGUCGGCUCGUCAGGUGAGCAGGCGAGCAAAGACAGGUGCUUCCGCUCCCCUCCAGCUUUGAGGGCGGAGGCAAAACGGCGAGAAAAAUAACCACGGGAUUGUAGAGUUGGAAGGGGCACGAGGGUCAUCUAGCCCAACCCCCUGCGACGCAGGGCUCCGACGGUGUCGAACUGGACAGGACAGCCAGAUGCCCCAGUGAAGGGUGCAAAUUCCUUUCUCCCCAGUCAUCAGACGGAUCACUUGUACAGAGGCGGAGUGGAUCGGCCGCCGGAUCCCAUCAGCGUUUCUAAGCUCCUGGGCAGAGCGGUCUGAAGAAACCUGCUUUUAGCAGGUGCCCAAAAGGCUGCAACAGGGAUGUCAGUAGGCAGGGAGUUCCAAAGGUACCCCCACACUCAAAGGCUGGCUCCUUGCAAACGCGAAACAGGUAUUACGUGGCUGCCGGUUAUCUCUUUCCAUUUCCUCUUGCAGAGAUUUCCCUCGAGACGACCGAAGAAGAAUCUCGGCCGAGUUUUGUGGUAGCAGAGGAGAGGUGAGAGGCCUAGUUGUCCAAUAAAAAAAAAGUUUUUGAUUGAGUUUCCACUGGAAUGAGGCUGCAUUCUAAUGUUUUAAUGUUGUGGGUUUUUUUUACAAUAAUAUUUAUUAUUUUCCAUACAUAAACAUAACAAAAAAGAAAAGGUUGACAAUAAUAAAGGAAAAAGAAUGAAACAGAAAAAAGAGAAAAAGAAAAAAGAAUAUAAAACAUACAAUACAACAAAUCAUCACUUGACUAACACUUAAUUAAUUAAGAUCCAUCUUCAUAAGCAUAUUAUUUGGCUUCCUCAAAUCUCUUCCAUCUGAAUUUCUUAGUAAUUAUAUAUAGCAGCUUCCAAUAUCAUUAUUUCAUAAACCAUUUAAUGUUGUAUUUUAAUCUUGUUUUUAAGCUGUAUUUCAAUCAAUUGUUUUAUAUUUGGUGUUAGCUGCCCUGAGCCCGGUCUUGGCUGGGGAGGGUGGGGUAUAAAUAAAAAUUAUUAUUAUUAUUAUUCGCUUUCCUUCCCUGGGCAAAUCUCUGCCUCCGUGGGGAAGGGGCGACCCUCUUCUCUUCCACUGCCCCCUUUCCUCUUCCCACAGGGUCCUCCUGGAACCAGAGGAAGCGGUGCUGCCCAUUGUUCCUGAGCUCCCGGAAAUAAGUUUUGAGCUGCCCUUGGACAAGAACAUGAUCACAGUGGACUACGUGCGAAGGUGAGGCCUCAAAGGCUGUUUCCUUCCUCUUUCCCAAGCAAAAAAAAAGGUAACGGGACCCCUGACCAUUAAGUCCAGUCGCGGACGACUCUGGGUUGCGGUGCUCAUCUCGCUUUAUUAUUCCAGGUCAUGUGGCCAGCAUGACUAAGCCACUUCUGGCGAACCAGAGCAGCGCACGGAAACACCAUUUACCUUCCUGCUGGAGUGGUACCUAUUUAUCUACUUGCACUUUGACGUGCUUUCGAACUGCUAGGUUGGCAGGAGCAGGGACCGAGCAACAGGAGCUCACCCCGUGGCGGGGAUUUGAACCGCCAAUAGGUUGCUGUUAUUUUCUCUUUGACACUGGAGGAUUAGGGUUGACAGGUGAAAAGGCGGGAAUGCCUGUGUGUGAUAUGUCUGUGAGUAAAUGGUUUGGCAAUGUACAGCUCCCAUUUCCCUGGUAGCAGAAGUCAUGCUUCCUCUUUCCUAUUCUUGCAGGUUGAUCGCUGCCAAACUAGAACAGGCCGGAGUCACAGAAUUUGACCAGCUCUUGCCCCGGGCGGCUUCACGGGGUGUUGCCAGCCGGUUUUUCUUCACAUGUUUGGGUAGGUAAUGGGAAUUCAAUGUGUGUUUGUACAAGAGAUGUGGCUGUCCUUUUUAAAUAAAACUUUUUCUGGAGCGGGGAGGGCCAAGCGAAACACCAAAAAGGGAGUUUGUGGGGUGGGGGGAGGUCAGUUUCUCAAAUGAAGAGUGUCUGGAUAUUUUGCUGUGUAUUUCGGGUUUCCCUGCACCAUAACAUUUAAAGCCAGAAUCAUACCACUUUAAAGCGUCACGGCUUAUCCCAGAGAAUUCUGGGAACUGCAGUUUGUUAAGGGCGCAGAGAUUUACCGUAUUUUUCGCUCUAUAAGACGCACCAGACCACAAGACGCACCUAGUUUCUGGAGGAGGAAAACAAGAAAAAAAAUAUUCUGAAUCCCAGAAGCCAGAACAGCAAGAGGGAUCGCUGCGCAGUGAAAGCAGCAAUCCCUCUUGCUGUUCUGGCUUCUGAGAUAGCUGCGCAGCCUGCAUUCGCUCCAUAAGAUGCACACACAUUUCCCCUUACUUUUUAGGAGGGAAAAAGUGAGUCUUAUAGAGCAAAAAAUACGGUAUUAAAAGACUCCUAUUCCCCUCAGAGAGCUGCACUUCCCAAAGUUCCCUGGGGAAAAUAAAGGAUUGACUGUUAAAACCACUACGGGUGGCAAACAGGUCGCCUAACAACUCUCAGCCAACGCUGGACUUGCAAGUUUCUGCAAGAGGGUCGAGAGCAGUUGCUUCCUUUGACAGAAGCGCUUUCUCUACUCCCAGCCCCCAACCUUAUAUAUUUUCAAACUGGUGUGACGGUCCUGCCCUUGCAGGCAUUUGGGUCUUAACUGGGGUGGCGGGUAGAGUCAGUCAUAUCGAGCCUUUGUUGGGUGUUCAUCUUUUAGCUGAGCGAGGUAGGAUUCGCCCCCUUCUUAUUUUAUUACUUCCAAGUAAAUACAGUGGUACCUCUGGUUGCGAAUGGGAUCCGUUCCGGAGGCCCGUUCGCAACCUGAAAAGAACACAACCCGCAUCUGCGCGGGUCGCAAUUCGCCACUUCUGCGCAUGCGUGUGACAUCUUUUUGUGCGUCUGCGCAUGCACGAGCAGCGAAACCCGGAAGUAACCCUUUCGGGUACUUCCGGGUCGCCGUGGGACGCAACCUGAAAAUGCGCAACCCGAAGCAAAUGUAACAUGAGGUAUGACUGUAAUGUUCUUUUUGUAUCUUCAAUUGCCUUGGGAAAUCUUGCGCUUAAGCGAUGGAACAGAGGCGUAAAUAAAUUUAUUCAGCAAUAAAUAUGAACGAACGGCUGGAGGCAGCGGUGCUUGUGCGUACGUUUCUGGAAAACGCAGGAGGGGAAGGGAGUAUGCGUUUUUGUGCGCAGAUCUUGCUUGUGCCCAGAUCCUGCCACUGUUACGCCGGACUCAAUGGGCCAUUGGACCUGAUCCAGCAAGGCUCCUUUUACGUUCGUACGCAAUAAAGAAUAAUGAGUUACCGCUCGACACCCACUUCUUUUCUUUUCCUCCGCUCCUCCCCAGUGCUGGCUGCAGUCCAGUUCGUACACCUGGAGCAAGCAGAACCGUACGGACAGAUUGUCAUUACACCUGGAGCCCGUUUCCACCAAGGCUAGCGAGACUCUUGUUCCUGCUACGGAUCUGGCCCUGUGGAGGGUGCUGUUGGUGUCCCAACCUCUAGAAGCUGGAGAACGGCUUCCUUUGUCAAACAGUUGUACAGUUUUUUUAACGCCCCGGUUGCCAAAACCCUUGUUUUCCAAUUGAAUAAAUCCAUUGUGUUUUGGUUGGGUUUUCUUAACAAACAGCA
Messenger RNA from Podarcis lilfordi (Lilford's wall lizard), 21699 nucleotides. NCBI's taxonomy places the organism in Eukaryota, Metazoa, Chordata, Lepidosauria, Squamata, Lacertidae. The record is from the annotation of a GenBank genome assembly.